Trichoderma virens Gv29-8 is the source of this 1947-nucleotide messenger RNA. RefSeq lists its product as uncharacterized. The record is from RefSeq and is a predicted model, not a curated record. Bases 149 to 1759 code for a protein of 536 amino acids. Gene Ontology annotation, cellular component: plasma membrane. Gene Ontology annotation, biological process: carbohydrate transport; transmembrane transport. Gene Ontology annotation, molecular function: carbohydrate:proton symporter activity. The transcript has 5 exons. NCBI's taxonomy places the organism in Eukaryota, Fungi, Ascomycota, Sordariomycetes, Hypocreales, Hypocreaceae.
AGCAUUACGACAGUUAGCUUUCGAAACUAGUUUAUCUAUCAGACAUCUUCUCCCCUAAUCUCCAUCUCUUGAAAUCCUCAUUACACUAAAUCUGUGAAUCAAUCAAACCAUUGGAUCGAGUGUAAACGCAUGAUUCGCAGCUAAAAUCAUGGGAUUUUUCAAGAAACAAGCCUCUCCUCCUCAGCAGGAACCAAAGAGGGACCAAUCUCCCAGCAGUGGAGGCUCUGAGCCUCACUCUGAGGAAAAGGUCACUGUACUUGCCUGUGCUUUGGGAGCCGUUGCUAGCAUUGGUGGUUUCAUCUUUGGAUAUGUCAGUGGUCAGAUUUCUGGCUUCUUCUUGAUGCCAGACUAUGCCAGCCGCUUCGGAGAGCUACAGAGCGAUGGAUCAUACACUUUCGGUGCUGCCCGUCAAGGCACCAUUGUUGGUCUCCUUUGCGUUGGCGCACUGAUUGGCGCUUUGAUUGCUGGCAAGAUGGCGGACACCAUCGGCCGUCGACUCUCGAUCUCGCUGUUUUCCUUCUUCAUCUGCAUUGGAACCAUUAUCGAAAUCUCCUCCUCGCACCACUGGGUUCAGUUUGCUAUUGGCCGUCUUGUCACUGGUCUUAGCAUUGGAGCACUGUCUGUUGUUGUUCCCAUGUACCAGUCGGAAAGUACCCCAGCUGUCAUCCGCGGUGUCAUCAUAUCCUCGUACCAGCUGCUCAUUACCCUGGGUAUCUGGACAGCUGAAAUGGUCAACUGGGGAACUGAGACAAAGGCUUCUAGCGCCGCAUGGAGAAUCCCCAACGGUCUCUCCUUUGCUUGGGCCCUGGUUCUUGGAGCUGGCAUUCUGUUCCUUCCUGAAAGUCCUCGAUAUGCCUACAGCCGUGGCCGAGUCGAUGAGGCCCGACAGACUAUUGCACGACUCGCCGGUCUCUCAGUCGACUCGGAAAUCGUCAACCACCAGAUCGCUGACAUUCAAGCAAAGAUUGAUGAGGAGAGUCAGAACGUGGCAGAGUUCCGCUGGACUGAGAUUUUCACUGCCCCUCGUAUGCUCUAUCGCACAAUCCUGGGAGUUGUUCUCGGUGGAGGCCAGCAGCUGACCGGUGCCAACUUCUUCUUCUACUUCGGUACCACCGUCUUUGCCGCCACUGGUAUUAGCAACAGCUACACGACACAGAUUAUUCUCGGAUCGGUCAAUGUCUUCUGCACAAUCAUCGGCCUCUGGAUUAUUGGCCGCUUCGGUCGACGAGUCAUCCUCAUGACUGGUGCCACGUGGAUGAUGAUGUGCUUCCUUGUGUAUGCGUUCGUCGGCCACUUCGCUCUCGACCGCGAAAACCCCAUGAACACCCCCAAGGCCGGAUCUGCUCUGGUUACAUUCUCCUGUCUUGCCAUUGCCGCUUUCGCCGUCAGCUGGGGACCGCUGGUUUGGACUGUUAAUGCAGAGCUGUACCCAGCUCGAUACCGAAGUCUCUGCAUGGGUAUUGCCACUGCUUCUAACUGGUUCUGGAACUUUUUGAUUUCAUUCUUCACUCGAUUUAUCACCGACGACAUUGACUAUUUCUACGGUCUCAUCUUUGCUGGAUGCUGUGCAGCACUCGUGCUCGUCGUAUUCUUCUUCGUUAUCGAAUCCAAGGAUCGAACCCUCGAAGAGAUCGACAUGAUGUACGUUCAGCACGUGAACCCCAUCACGUCAAGCCGAUGGGACGCUGCCAAGUACCGCAACGAAUUGAGAAGGGCCAGCGAUGCAAGAGACCACAUGGUUCAUGAAGCUGAGAAAUAAAGGCGUGUAAUCCAAUCCAUCAUACUGAUUCACUGUCUUAUUAGACAGUGGUCAGACUGUCACAUAAUGUAAUCUGAAACGAGAGACGAUAUGUACGGUAUAGGAGAUUUGAGGGUGGUGGAUAGCAUGUAGCAUAGCGUGUAAAAUAGCGUGUAAAACAACAUACAUACAAUUGUCGAUUUAUUUCC